This is a messenger RNA of Styela clava, 2083 nucleotides long. RefSeq names its product fibrinogen-like protein 1. Lineage: Eukaryota; Metazoa; Chordata; Ascidiacea; Stolidobranchia; Styelidae. The record is from RefSeq and is a predicted model, not a curated record.
UAUUUUCUAACAAUACUGAUGGGCAUUUAUAUUAAUACCACAAUUAAGUUCCAAAUUAUUUUAUUUUCAAAACGUUUCCUAUGCGCGGAAAUAUCAAGUAAUUACGGAUUUGACUUGAUGUUUGUGAGCGUCAAAUGUGUACGUUGUGUACGACGUUCAUAGAAUCAUUAUCAAAUUAAAGUCAUAUACUUUUUUCUAAUUGUCAUCUGCUAAUAUUAAAAGUGAAAAAAAAUAGGAAAACUAUGAUAUGUUCGAUUCAGUAACGUUAUUGCUUGUUCUUUUUUCAUAGGCGUCAUCUAGCUUCUGUUUGUCACUAUUCCUUAUUAUCGAGCAUUUGCUGAUACAGUUUGAAUCAGGGCAUAGUAAUUCUAAUCCCCAUACCUGAGUCCAAUGUAUUGUAUUUGACUUGACAAUGCCGUAAAAGCUAGCUUGUGCGAUGCAAAACCACAAAUGUCACAAGAUUCCUAACCAAAAUAUUUAUAUAUAUAAUAUACAAGUUACUAAAUUUAUGCUGUCCUUGUAUAAAGUUGUUGGUAGAACAAAAAGUUGAUUUAUGGCUACAAUUAAUUGCACACGCAAAGAUUAAUAUGAUAUGAAUUACGAGCGUCACCAGGAUUGUUGGAAACUUUAGGAAGAAAGUUAUAGAAUAAUAUUGCUUAGCCUGUCGUGCCCUAUGUUUUGAGUAACCCAUGAUUAUUAUUUUAACAGUGUAAAAAUACGUACAUCAUGAACCUUAUCGGGGUGACUAUAUUGCUUGGUUUGACUUCGUUUUACUCAGCAAACACGCUGCGUUGUCUUCCCUGUUAUCAACUUGUGCUCGAUCCUGAGGGAAAAGAAGUUAAAGUUAAAAGAGAAUGUCCAAAACUAAACUGCCCCGGAACCGGAGCACCAGGCGUUUGUCAUCGCUCCUCUUGACUGCAUGGACGUUUGUUCAAAGACUACUAAUCGCAAUAACGACCCAAUUGGAAUGGCAACACGCGGUAGAACGGCAUUUUUUGACUACAAAAAGCCGAGUGAAUCAUAUUCACAGGGAACGUGGUUUUAUUGUGAUUGCAGCGAUGGAGAAAGUGGAGACGGUUAUCAGGUUAUUCAGCGACAUAACCUGGAUAUGCAAGCAUUCGACAGAGAUUUGAGAAGUUACAUCAAUGGAUUUGGGAUGCCAACUGCAGACUAUUGGAUGGGUUUGAAAGCAAUUCGCCAUUUCACCAGUACUGCUCCACAUGAACUGAGAAUUACUGUAAAAUUAGUGGAUGGGCGACAAUUCACGACUUAUUUUGACCAAUUUUCCAUCGGUGACGAAAAGGAAAAUUUCAAACUGAGGAUAACUCCAACUACUGAUCAAACAAGUGUUGAUUUUGCUGCCAUGCAUGAUGGUAUGGACUUCACAGCGCGUGACAGUGACAACGACCGGUGGAGGGAUGGAAAUCGCGCAAAAUCGUACGACGGUGGUUAGUGGUUUAAUCGCUGCACUGAUUUCAACUUGAAUGGAAAACUCUAUGGAGUACCAAUGUUCAUAAAGGACGUCGGUGACGAGGAUGGUCCAGACCGUAUCACAUGGGAUGCUUGCAAAGGAAUGAAAAUCAUCCAGACCAAAAUGGCGAUAAGGCCGUCUCUACGAUAUCCACCAAUCCUUUACAACUAACUUUACUACAAUAGUCAAAAUCCAUAUUUCUAUAUCUAUAUUUUUACAAAAUUUAGGUUUCAAACAAGUAUAAGUUAAAUGGUAUACUUAAAUGUAUGCUUUCAUUAUAAAAGUGUAUUUUUUAACCAUUGUCAUUCCCUGAAUGCCCAUCAUUUUAAUCCCAAUAAACUACUACUACCAAUCAUUUACAAAUUACUUGAAACGAUAAUUAAAAUCCAUACUUCGAUAUCUAUAUUUCACAAAAUUCAAGUUUCAAAUUUGAAUAAAAGUUUAAUGAUAUCUUUGGUAUAUUUAAACAUGUAUGUUUUCAUUAUAAAUGUGUAUUUUCUUAUAAUUAUUACCAUUUCCUAGCCGCCCAACAUCAUUUUACGCACAAUAAACUAACUUGCCUAAUUUGAAUUGAGACAUCUUGUGUAUGAAUUUAGCCUCAAAAUUUGAAUA